Messenger RNA from Haemonchus placei, 5307 nucleotides. Lineage: Eukaryota; Metazoa; Nematoda; Chromadorea; Rhabditida; Trichostrongylidae. The record is from the annotation of a GenBank genome assembly.
AUGCAUUUGGCGCUUCCGGUUGCGGUGCUCGCUGUAGCGGGUAUCCUGACCAGUGCUCAACAACACACGGAAGAUCGCUGUAAAGAUCGCUCAUGUUAUCCGAUCACUGGAAAUCUUUUGAUUGGACGAAAACAUCGUCUGAAAUCAUCGUCCACCUGCGGGUCAAGGGGCAGAGAAAGAUUCUGCAUCGUUUCUCAUUUGGAGGAACAGACGAAGUGCUUCUACUGUGAUUCACGGACAGAAUGGAGACCAUACAGGGAGCCUUACAGAUUGAGUCACAGAAUCGAAAAUGUUGUUUCCGAUGGCUACGAAGACAAGAAUCGCAAUUGGUGGCAGUCAGAAAAUGGUGUUCAAAAUGUCACCGUACAACUUGAUCUCGAAGCCGAAUUCCAUUUCACCCAUCUCAUAAUGACAUUCAAGUCGUUUCGACCCGCCGCGAUGAUCAUUGAGAGAUCAGCCGAUUUCGGAAAAACAUGGCAGGUAUAUCGAUACUUUGCAUACGAUUGUGCAGGAACGUUUCCUGGAAUCCCGGAAGGACCACCGAAGAAGCACACGGAUGUUAUUUGCACUCGUGCUUAUUCUGACGUUGCUCCUUCAACUGGAGGAGAGUUAGUUUACAAAGUUAUUUCGCCUCAUAUUGCAACCGAGAAUCCCUAUGCUGACGAGAUCGCUAACCUGCUCAAAAUUACUAACCUUCGAUUCAAUUUCACAAAACCAGAAAUUGAAGAGAAGUAUUACUACGCCAUUUACGAAAUUGUGGUCCGUGGAUCGUGUUCAUGUUAUGGCCACGCUUCGCGCUGUAUCCCAAUCGAUAACAACAAUGAUCCACAAGCUUUGUCUCGAGCUGAUAUUGUACAUGGUCGCUGCGAGUGUAUGCAUAAUACGGAAGGUCUCAAUUGUGAAAAGUGUCGUGAUUUUUAUAAUGAUCUCCCAUGGCGUCCUGCAAUUGGAGAGGACACGAAUGAGUGUAGAAGGUGUGAAUGUAACGGGCACGCUGCACGGUGCCAUUUUGACCGAGCGGUAUACCAAGCCAGUGGUUUCCAAUCGGGAGGAGUUUGCGAUGACUGUCAACACAAUACUCAGGGAAAGAACUGUGAACAGUGUAAGCCGUUCUUCUAUCGAGAUCCUCAGCGUCCCAUAACUGAUCCAUACGUUUGUCUUCCUUGCAACUGUGAUAAGGCGGGGUCGCAAGAUGAUGGCAUUUGUGAAGGUGAGGAGGAUCCCGAGCGUGGCCUUGUAGCCGGUAAAUGUUACUGCAAGCCGAACGUAGACGGACCAAGAUGUGAUCGAUGCAAAAAUGGGUUCUGGAAUCUGCAGGCAUCCAAUCCUGAUGGAUGUACCACUUGCUCUUGCCAUCUUCUUGGAACAUAUAACAAUGAAGGAUGCGACAAAAUGACAGGCCACUGCACGUGUAAACGUCUUGUCACUGGAGAAAAUUGUGACCAGUGCUUGCCGGAGCAUUAUGGGCUGUCUGAGGAUGUCGACGGGUGCAAGGCAUGUGACUGUGAUAUUGGAGGAUCCCUGAACAAUAAUUGCGAUCUAGUCACUGGACAAUGUUCCUGCAGGGAAGGAUUCAGUGGACGAAGAUGUGACACUGCGGAUUCGAGCUACUACUGUGCCAACAUUGAUCAUUUCACUUAUGAAGCAGAAAAUGCUGGACUCACAAAUGCUGAAAUCGAAGAAAAAGAAACUCCUUCUAGAGAAACUUCGAUGGUGUGGACCGGUUUGGGAUAUGUAAGAGCUAACGAGAGAAGCGCCAUCAGUUUCAAAGUAGACAAUAUCCAAGUCAGCCAAAAGUACAACAUAAUACUGCGCUACGAUGCCGGCAGGGACCCAAUCGGUUGGGAAAAUGUGCAAGUCACUGUUGUUCGGCCUAGUGAGCCUAGUGGAGAAUGUAGAGACAGUGAUCCAUCUGAUGAUUUCCUAAUAGCACGUCUCCAUCCUGGUGGUCGUUAUGUGGAAGUUCACCCUGCUGUGUGUCUGGAAGCAAAUGUAGACUAUGAGAUCCGCGUGCAAUUUGGAGAAAAGCGUACCGGCGUUCAAGAUCGAGGGGCAUGGGUGCUGAUAGACUCGUUGGUGUUGGCACCACCAACCGACUCCCUGCUUAUUUUCCAAGGAUCUGAUCGCGCUUUACAGCACAAAACUGAGUAUGAUCGCUACCAAUGCCGAAAUCUUAUUUUGUCUCUUACUCCUCCUGAAAUGUUGAGCGAAACUUGUGAACGCUAUAUUUGUCCCGUCGCCGCUGCAGUGCUCAACCGAACAAGCUCAUGUGAUUGUGACCCUACAGGUUCUGUUUCUGGUAUAUGUAGCGUCAAAGGAGGUCAAUGUGAAUGUAAACCGAACGUAAUUGGAAGACGGUGUGACCAGUGCGCUGUAGGAACAUAUGGUUUUGGAAGGUCAGGUUGUACGGAGUGCGCUUGCGACUCCGUUGGAUCUCUUCAUAAUCGAUGUGAUAAACAGAGCGGACAAUGUGUAUGUCGCGAAAAAGGCAUAUACGGUCGUCAGUGUAACCAGUGCCAACCUGGUUUUUGGAGUUUCCCAGAUUGUCGGGUAUGUCAAUGCAAUGAUCACGCAAACAUUUGUGAUCAGCAAACUGGGGCUUGUAUCGAGUGUCGCGAUCUUACAUCUGGUCACUAUUGCGACCGUUGUCAGGACGGAUACUACGGCGAUCCUCGGCUUGGUGUGGGUCUCCCUUGCAAACCGUGUCCAUGUCCUGGCGGACCAACUAGUGGUUUCCAACACGCGGAUACUUGCUACUUACAGCAAGCAAAUAAUACGCAAGACGUGGUUUGUAAUUGUCGAUCCGGUUACACGGGAGAGCGUUGCGCUGAAUGUGCGAUGAACUACUGGGGAAAUCCAACGGAAGUAGGUGGCUCAUGUGAAAGAUGUGAUUGUAACGGCAAUAUCGACAUGGCAGUAGAGGGUAGCUGUGAUUCGGCGACUGGUGAAUGUCUGAAGUGUCUUCACAACACUGAAGGUGUGAUGUGUGAAAAUUGCGUUGAUGGAUUCUAUGGUGAUGCGAAGCUCAAGAGUUGUCAAAGAUGUGUCUGCAAUAAUCUCGGUACCAACUCAAGUGCUGGAACUUGUGAUAGAGUGACCGGCCAGUGCCCUUGCUAUCCAAAUGUUAUCGGAAUGCAGUGCGAUCAGUGCGCCGAGAAUCACUACGAUCUUAGCAGUGGGCAAGGGUGUGCUGCCUGUAAUUGCGAUCCGAAUGGUGUUGCACUCGAUGCGCAUGGAUCGCCUGAGCUGCAAUGCAACCAGUUUGAUGGAAGAUGCCAUUGCAAAGUUGGACGAGGAGGUCGAACAUGUUCUGAAUGUGAAGACUAUUUCUGGGGUGACCCAACUACGGCAGAGGGUUGUAAAAGGUGCGAAUGCAAUCCGACUGGUUCUGAGAGCUUACAGUGUCAUCGGAAUAAUGGCACAUGUGUUUGCCUUCCUGGAUCUGGAGGCGACCUGUGCAACGAAUGCGCCCGUGGCUAUACUGGAACAUGGCCUUUCUGUCAGCCAUGUGGCGAAUGUUUCCAUCAGUGGGAUUCUAUCAUACAAGACUUGAAAAAGCAAGUGGACACGCUUAUUGACACUGCUGCCAAUAUCGAAGACACUGGAGUAGCUUCCGCUUAUGAUGAGGAGUUCGAAAAAAUGGAGGCUACGUUGGAGGAAACCAAGAAGAAGCUCGCAGACGCCAAUAUAAGUAAAGAACACAUAGAAGAACUAGAAAAUGAAGUUGCAAAGCUCAAGAAGGAGGUUGGCACCGCUCGUGAAAAGUUGGACGAUAUUGAAGCUCGGGUCUCUAACGCAACUCAGGCUGUAGAUUUUGCUCAAGAAGAUCUCAAACAACUGCAAUCAGACGCUGUCCGCCUCACCGAAGCCGCAGACGAUUUGCGUGAGAAGACAAAUAAGAUCAAGGAAGCUGAUGUUCAGGGUGCAUAUAACAUAACAAAAGAAUCUGCGGCCCGAUCGUUGGAGGCUCAAAGACGAACCGAUGCUGCAAUCGGCAAGUUAGCCGAAGCGGAAAGCGAGGCGCGGGAUGCAGAGGCUUUGCUCGAAAAAAACCGCGAUGACUUUGAAAAGCAGUAUGCAGAAAACGAAGCAGCCUUGGCCGAGAGUGAGCAGAAAUUGCAUAUGCUGGAAGCCGCAUUACCAACUUUGAACGCGGAAGUCUGUGGAGCUGCCUCUGCCCCAUGUGAUGCUCUCUGUGGCGGGCCUGGAUCUUGUGGCUUUUGCGGUGGUCAGUCGUGUCUAGAAGGUGCAGUCAGUAAAGCAGACCAAGCAAGGAGUUUUUCUCUUGAAGCUGAUCUGAAACUCAAUGAGAAGCAGAAGGAGGCGGAAGAAGUGCUUACAUUGGUCCGAGACGUACUUCAUUCGACGGCUGCCGCUAAGAAGGAUGCGCUAGCCGCCUUAGAAGUUGCAAGAAAAGCAGCUCAGCAAACGAACUCUUCGCGUGCGGAACUGGAUCAAAUUGUUGACCAAAUGAACACUUUCUUGAAAAGCUCGAGGAGCUCACCCGAGCAGAUAAGAGCUCUAGCAGAAGAGGUGCUUGCAAAGAAAAUCAGCCUUACCCCAGAACAAGUGGCGGAUCUAACUGCGAAGAUUCGUGAUUCUCUCACGAAAAUCAGCAAUAUUGGUGCUAUUCUCACAGAAACCCGUGGAAACAAGACGUUGGCGACUAAUCUUGAAGCAAAGGCAAUGGAAGCGGGAGCACGUGCUGCAGCCAUUAAAAAUACUACAGAUACUGUUAGGGAAGCGAUUGCAGUUGCUGAGGAAGCACAGUUGGCGGCUACUGAAGCGAUCAAGUCUGCUGAGGAAGUGAUGAAGCUUGCUAGAGAGCACCUUGAUGCUGCUAAGGCGGAGGCUGAUGCUACAGAAGCUCGUGCUAAAGAGGUCAACAGCAGUCUUUCUUUACUCGAAGGCGAAAUGAAGAAGGUCAAGGUGCAGUACCUGCAAAUAGCCGAUGACGCCAAAAACGCAUUCAACUUGGUUGACAAAGCCUUGCAAGCAGCAAAAACUGCUGAGCAUGGAAAUAAGCAGAUGACGAUGGAUAUCGAAGAAGCGAAACGGCUUUUAUCGGAGAGGACACAAGGUAAUGAAGCUCCUCAGAAACGGGCCGAAGCACUGCGUCAAAGAGCUUCGAAACUGCUCUACAAGGCACAACGAAGUAAUGAUGAUAUCAGCGUGCUGACGAAGGAUGCUUCGGAUGUGCGGCUUGACGACUACCAACGAACAUUGGACGACUUGAAUUCUCGUCUGGAACAGGUCACCAAAGACAUACAUGCUAGCACAGAAUUCUUUGCCAACUGCGAUGUUUAA